This is a messenger RNA of Neltuma alba, 450 nucleotides long. Its product is annotated as selenoprotein Pa-like. Lineage: Eukaryota; Viridiplantae; Streptophyta; Magnoliopsida; Fabales; Fabaceae. Bases 1 to 450 code for a protein of 149 amino acids. The record is from RefSeq and is a predicted model, not a curated record. The transcript has a single exon.
AUGGAGAGAGUGAAGGUGAUAAAUUUAAUAGCGAUCGUAGGAGUGGCAUCGCUGGCAUUAGUGUCGAAGAUGGAGAGCCUGCAUAUCGGGGCACCAGCAGAGCCUAGGCCGCUUUGCGCAUCUCAAUUUGCACUUGCAAACUAUGCUUGUGCAAGGCUUCCUUUCACUCCAGGAACGCCGCCGUCUCCUCCCCCCUCCCCGGACGACGGCCAUAGCCAUCGACAACGACACGGACACAGACACAGAAACGGACACGGACAUGGACACAGACACCGUCAUCACACUAGUCAGGAGGAGGAUUGUUGCAGGUGGGUUAAGGAAGUGGAUAGCCAGUGUGUGUGUGAGGUUUUACUUCGCUUGCCUCCCUUCCUUGUCAGGCCUCUUCAUCAGUACACAGUCACCGUUGGAGAUUUCUGUAAUGCUACUUAUUCCUGCGGGGGACCCAUUUGA